CUGUGCUCAUCAGGUAUGGCCUGGCUGGUCUUAGAAAUGCCCCGCGAGAUAUCAGUAAAAUAUAAUCUCAUAAAAUGGAAACAUUACGACCAAUCAGUUGAUGAGCUAUUCAUGAAAACAGUGGCCAAACAUCCGCACAAAAUAGCCAUAUAUUUCAAGGAAGAGAAGUGGACUUUCGCUCAUUUGAAUGAGUUUUCCAACCAAACGGCCAAUUGUUUUAGCAAUUUAGGCCUUAAAUACAGGGACGAGGUGUGCCUUAUAAUGAGUAAUCGACCAGAAUUUAUGGGCAUUUGGUUGGGUUUCACCAAAAUUGGUGUCAUUCCAGCGCUGGUCAACAUUAACCACAAGAGAGACUACUUAUUACACGCCAUACAAGCCAUUGAUUGUAAAGCUAUUAUCUUUGAAAAUAUAUUUUACGAAACAAUCGCAGAAAUAGUUGCCGAUUUAACACAAUUUAAUUCAAACAUCAAAUACUAUUGUUAUGGGGAUAUAGAGGUGAACACAAUCACACAGAAUGUUGUCAAUUGUGAGCCAAUACACCAAAUGAUAGCUUCAUAUGAAUCAUCGAGAAAUGAAUUGACAAUAAAAGCCAAACCACACUUCGAUUCAAUACUAUUUUAUUUGUAUACUUCGGGAACGACCGGCUAUUCAAAGGCAGCCAUAUUUAGACAUUAUCGGUACCUAACGCUAGGACUGGUGAUCGGCACCUCAUUGGGACUUAAGGAAAGUGACAUAAUCUACCUGUCCCUUCCUCUAUAUCACGCCAAUUCAUGUGUCAGCACAUGUAUGGGUCUAAUCCAUGGUAUGAGUGUUGCCCUUAAAGAUAAAUUUUCGGCCACAGAAUACUGGAAUGACUGCAUUAAAUACAAAUGCACUGUUUCAAACUAUAUCGGCGAGUUAUGUCGAUAUUUAUUGGCCCAACCGGUCAAGGAUUGCGAUAAAAAACAUAAUAUUAGAGUAAUGUUUGGGAAUGGAUUGCGGCCUAAGAUUUGGCAUGACUUUCAACAAAGAUUUAAUAUCAAACUCAUCGGAGAAUUCUAUGCGUCCACUGAAGGAAAUUCAAAUCUC
This is a messenger RNA of Oppiella nova, 1068 nucleotides long. The record is from the annotation of a GenBank genome assembly. Lineage: Eukaryota; Metazoa; Arthropoda; Arachnida; Sarcoptiformes; Oppiidae.